Molecule: messenger RNA, 3667 nt
Organism: Klebsormidium nitens
Lineage: Eukaryota; Viridiplantae; Streptophyta; Klebsormidiophyceae; Klebsormidiales; Klebsormidiaceae
Source: the annotation of a GenBank genome assembly
GUUGACUGCCGGGAGACUUCCGAGGUUCACAAGCUUGCUAUGGUGGCAUUCCUGCAGUAAGAAUUCUAGUUCCAGGCCUAGUUCGUCAAGGGGAAACAGCAUUGGAGUCUGGUGACAGGCUCGAAAGAAGCACUAGAGCCUAGAGGUGACCCCUUCGAGAAGGCACGAGAAGACGCAUGCCCAUGCGCAGGGUUGCUGCCAGACGACUCGAACAGGAAUUCUACACUCAGAUGCUGGACUGGUGGUGCAUGAGAGUCCGCCCAUUACGUACAAUUGUAUCGUUAGUCACAAGCUCUUGCACCGGUUCGCAUGAUGGAGGGCCGGGGCGGCAGCAUUGCGUUUGCGACAGUCGGCAGGCCGCAGUACGGCUUUGACAUCUUCUCCCUUCCUUUUCCACUGUGGAACGGCUCCACCAAUCAGAAACCAUCAAGUGACAGGGCCGCAGAAACACAGGCGCCCAGUACUCAAAGCUCACUUGCACAACCACUUCUGGAACCAGAAAGUUUGUGGUCUUCGGAAGAGAGACACUGGGGCGGCCGCUCGAGCCCUGAGCUGAAGCACACCGAUGGGCAAUCGGUGAAUUUCAAUGGGCACUUUGUGCCUGGGGCAGUGGUUGACCGCUGGCUAAAACAUGCGGUUGGGGGAAAGCCCCGGGAAAAGCACACAGCUGACAACAGAGAGACGCUUUCAGCUGCGUCAAUUGGGCGCAUGCGCCUGGAAGACGAUGGCCGGGACCCAGUCUUGGGGCUUGUGUUUGUGUCGGAGCGAGGGGGAUCCCCCAGCAUCUAUGCCACCACAGUCAAGAUCCCCCCGGAAGAGAAUACUGCCCAAUUGACAGCAAGUAGCCAGAAGGAAAGCAAGUGGGCAGCAGGCGGAGGCGACAAUGUCAGCGAACUGAUUGCGCACAAGACCGGCAAUGUGAGCGGUGGUCAAAUAAGCAGUGAAAACGUGAGAAGUGGCGAUGUAAGCAGUGGUGAGACAAGGGGCAUGGAUAUAAGCGGGGUAAUUAUGAGUGGUGGUGAGAUGAGCGAUGGUGGGGAGGUCAGUGAUUGUGCGCAGGUGGUAGCGCUGACGGACGGGUUCUGUAUGGAGGACCGGCCAGGCAUGACACCGGAUGGCGGGCAGUUGGUCUUUUCGUCGACCAGGGAGGACUCAGGCAAGGCGCAUCUGAGCUGGAGUGCCGUGUAUCGGAUGGACCAAGCGACCGGCUCCGUGCGCCGAUUGACCCCAAAGGGAAGCGCUGACUUCAGCCCGGCAGUGUCGCCUGAUGGGAGACUGGUCGCAGCCGCCACUCAGCCAGGCCCAGGCAGCCUUCAUGUGUCGGAGCCCUACACUUUCGACGUCGUCGUCUUCGACCUGGAAGAUGGGUCCUCGCGCCGCCACCUGGCGCGCAAUGGCGGUUGGCCGGCAUUCACACCGGACUCGAAGGGGGUGUAUUUUCAUCGCAAGUGCGAGGACGGGUGGUGGAGCAUCUUCAAGACACAGAUUCCCCCGGUCGCCACGUCACCCGCCCAAGGUGACGCCAGCGAGGUCCGGGUGACGCCACCUGGCAUGCACGCCGUGACUCCCGCGGUUCACCCGUCGGGACAAUGGCUGGCGGUCGCGACGCGGAGAAAAGGCUCCGAGUAUCGCCACAUCGAGCUGCUCAACCUAGUUACGGGCGCAUUCACACCGCUGACCCAACCCGUGACUUCCGACGCGCACCACUACGGCCCGUUCUUUUCUCCGGACGGCAAACGAGUCGGGUACCACCGCAGCAGGGGGGCUGGUUCGCGGGCGAAAGCAAGGGGGGGAACCGGGGAGAGUGAAGCGGGAGAAGGUUGGGAGGGUGCACGAGUGGAAGAGGGAGAAUGGGUGCUGGUUCCGAACGAGGAUGCGAGAAGAGGAAGGGGCAGUGUGAAGGGGCAAUUCCCCGGGUGUCCCGUGCACCGGGCGCCUCCCGACGGGGGUGUUCACACUGGCGAAGAGAGCGCGCCUUCGUCGGCCCCGGGCAGCAAAUGCCAGCAAAAAGAACUCCUCAAAGGAGAGAGUGUCCGGGCGCAGGUAAUCAAACCCGACGCAUCCUUGACGGUCCCAAACGUGGAAUCCGUCCAGUCCCCCGAUCCUGGAAUCUCUCUUUUGCGAGUGGAAGGCGCCUUUCCGGCUUUCAGUCAGGACGGUUCCCAGCUCGCGACGAUUCACAACAUGGGGGCGGAAAACGGUGAGAUCGUGGUCGUGAAUUCGGACGGUACGAACCGGCGGACCGUCGUCCUCGCGCCCGCGUUCGGACUGUCCUGGGGCGAUGGCGAGAUUCUCUACAGCGAGGGGCCGAUUUUCGCGAGCGAACGAACGGAGGUGCGGAUCGCAAAGGUCAAGGUGGGGGGGAGCUUUUCGGGCGAGCAAAACACUGAAGUUUCCGGAGAAAAGAAAGUUGGGCUCUUUUCGGGUGAGGAGAAAGGGGAGGAAGUUCCAAGAGAGACGAACGGAGAAAGAAUGACAAGGGAGAAGCAAGGGGAUGAAGUAUCUGGAGAGCAAGACGGGGGGAAGCUUAGCGGAGCGCACGAAGUGGGGAAGAUGGCGAAGUCUGACGUCAGCGAGGCGAGCGCUGACGUCACCGUGCUGACGUCGCCCGGCACGGGCAACAACGCCUUCCCGUCGGCGUCCCCCGACGGCGCGCGAGUGGUCUUCCGCUCGAGCCGGUCCGGUUACAAGAACCUGUACAUAAUGAGCGCGGUAGACGGCGAUCGGGGGGGUGUUUUCCGGCUCACUUCAGGCCCCUGGGACGAUACGAUGCCCAACUGGGCGCCCUCGGGGGAGUGGAUCGCGUUCUCCUCCGAUCGAGAUAACCCGGGGAAAGGGGGGUUUGACGUUUACGUGGUUAGGCCGGACGGAUCCGGGUUAAGGAAGCUGGUUGACGCGCACGGCGGCCGGGCGAACCACCCGGCGUUCAGCCCCGACUCAAACCGGGUUACGUUCGCAAGCGAUUUGGCGUGGGUUUCGGCGGAACCGGUGGUUUACCCCAGGCAGUUUCAGCCGUACGGGGAGGUUUACGUCGUUAACGUUGACGGGUCAAAUCUCACGAGGAUGACGCAUAACGCGUAUGAGGACGGGACGCUUGCGUGGGGGCGGAAGUAUAUAGCGCGGGAGGCGGUUUCGGAGGAGGGGAUAGAGUUAACAGGGCAGAUGACAGACUCAAUCAGGAUGUGAGAAGCUUUGGCUUACUUCUUUUGAUAGGUCAGUCAGGCUCGGGUUUUGGCGAACCUGGCAACGGCGGAUUGUAGAUAGAACUGAGUGUAAAUAUCUCUUUGCGGCCUUUUUGGCAUAGCCUCACGACAAACCUUCGCAGCGGCGUUCGAGUGCUAGCUUUUUAGUGUACAAAAAACAUCAGGGCCAGUCAGCAGUGACGCGCGCAGAAGUUCUGUCAGAUUUCUUGCGGAAACUUGUAUACUAGCUGUGGAUAAGCAAACUGCUGAGGAGUGCGUUUUCGUUGAAAGGACACCUGAGCUGUAAUGAGCCGAAAGGCCAACGAAGUGAUCACGAUGCCUGCGAUAUAGAAGUGACAAUUGGGACCGCAAAUCUGAAAAAGGACCAUGUCUUGAAAGCGCAAGCAGAAGAGGCGGAGGCUAGUAUUCCGCAGGGAUACAAUCUCAGAAGCAUCGUCAAGAGUUAAUUGAAUACUAAGUUCACG